AAUGUUACGGCGAAAGUUGUGCAGAAUCUAAUGGGAGGUAUCAAGAGGAAAGUCCGAGCGUUCUUCAGAAAUGCAAAGUAAAUGUCCAAACUCUCGUUAAUUCGGCCACAUGAAUGUUGAUUGUAAUAAAUAAAAAAUAAACUUUUGAAUUUGUUCGAAAAUGAAUAUUUUCUAUUGAAAAACAGGUGUCCACUUUCUUUAAUGAACAGUCAGUCCUUAGCAAAUGAACAAGUAGGAUUCAUGUGCCGACAACCCCCUUCGUUGCGGCAACGUUGCCGAUUGUAGUCAUACCCAUGGUUCGUCGGUGACAAUCGUUUGAGUGAAGCAAUGGAGAUUGUCACUGAUCAUGAGUUGGCAAAAACUAGAUGAUUGAUCAAGCACCAUAGUUAUCUACUCCAUAACGUGAAUAUUGUUACUAAAUCUCUUGUUUGAAUUCCCCUAAUGGUAAAAUAUAUUAUACUUAUAAAAUGAGAUAUUUCUAACAUAGCAUAUUUACAGUUAUAAAUCUAACAGUAAUCUACUGGAAGUGUACUUGAAUAACAUUUCUAAACAGAUCGUUGUCGGUAAGAUUCAGUAGUGCAGAUUCAUGUAUGGAAAUAAUGAACUAUGUUGAAUUAUAGAAACGGGAAUUAAUUCGGGAAGAUCACGUCGUCGUCCUUCAGUACGUUGAUUUGAGUCACCAAAUUUGUAAGUAGCGUAAUUGUAGCAUCUUGAAAAAAUGUGUUAAAAUAAAUUUAUUGAUUCUAGCUUAAAGCACACAGAAAUCAAACAGUGUUGCUAAAUAGAGUGGUGACAAAUUCCACAUUCUUUAAGAAAUUUGUGGUAACUAGGAUGGAUAAUCGUGUACCCCAGCCCCUCACGACCCCUCGGAACUGCCAAUCCUGUGACCGGCCCGAUGCAGCAGAGAGCGAAAUGGUCCAGUGCGGUGUCUGCCGACGGUGGGAGCACUUCGGAUGCGCUGGAGUUGGCGGUGAGGUGAAACAACCGAACGUCAGGUAUGUCUGUAAGCAGUGUUCGGCCAAGCAGGGAACGUCCGGCGGAGGUGCCCUUCUCGCUCCGGGCGAGGAAAAGCGUAAAUCUAAAGGUUCGAAGGCGAGUUCUAAAGCGCAUUCGAAAAAAGGUAAAGUGGUUCCUGACCCGCCGAAAAGUGUGAGCUCCAGCGUUCGGGCAAAGUUAUUGGAGGAAGAAUUGAAGCUGGUUGAGGAAGAACAGCGCUUGAUGGAGAUGGAGCUUCAGGAGCAGGAGGAGAUCAAGAAGCGACAGUUACUUGAAGAAGAGCGUAAGCUUGCGGAAAGACGUCGCCUUGCAGAGGAGGAAAGUUUCCUCCGUGACCGGAAGCUGCAGGAGGAGCUGGAAAUGAAACGGAAGCAGAUGCAGGUUCGCAAGGAGUCCUUGGAGAAACGUCAAGCCAUCAUCCGACAUGCAGCGUCGAUGAGCAGCAGAAGCGGUUCAAUUCCGGAUUCAAACGACAAGGUAAACAAGUGGCUAAGUUCGCAGAAGAAUGUUGGAGGAUUGCAAGGACCACCGGAGGGCGACGACAACGACGAAAUACAGUCUGUCGAUCAGGACCCACUGGGUGCACCAGUCAACCCAACAUCUCAGAUUCCCGAUCUCAGCGCGCUUUCAAUUUCGCCGAAUUCUCCGCGAUUCUUGCAUGCAGCAGCUCCAGAGAUGCGAAAUGGUUCCGAUCCAGCGACUACACAUAAUCCGCAUACACUCUCACAAGUUCAAAUUGCCGCGCGGCAGGUUCUUGGUAAGGAUCUUCCUACAUUCGGAGGAAAUCCUGAGGAUUGGCCGAUUUUUAUCACCAACUUCGAACAGUCCACUGCCACCUGUGGCUAUUCGGAUGCGGAGAAUCUGGUCCGCCUGCAGCGGUGUUUGAAGGGUAACGCCUUGGAGUCGGUACGCAGCCGGCUGCUGCUACCAGCAAGUGUGCCGCACGUCAUCAAGACCCUGCGCAUACUUUAUGGAAGACCAGAGCUUCUUAUCCGGUCGCUACUAAACAAGAUUCAGCAAGUGCCUGCGCCCAGACAUGAUCGACUGGAGACGCUGAUCCAGUUUGGACUCUCGGUACAGAAUCUGGUGGAUCACCUGAAGGCCGCCGAGCAGUUGAAUCAUCUUUCAAACCCGGCAUUGAUGCAGGAGCUCGUGGAAAAGCUGCCUGGAUCCCUGCGAUUGGAUUGGGCCAUCUACAAGAACAAGAACCAACUAGCAACGUUGGAAACUUUUGCGGAUUUCAUGUCGGGAUUAGUGACGGCAGCGAGCGAAGUGUCAUUCGAGCUUCCGACACUGGGAGCUACAUCGAGAGGCGAUAAGCGUAAAUCCAGAGACAUCGGGAUCGUUUAUACCCAUGCUACUGAACGAAACCCUGCAGCUUCUGGCGGGCCAUCCGUCGGCACCAGCGCUAGGAAUAGCAAGCCCUGCGUAGCGUGCGGCCGGACUGGGCAUCGAGUUGCAGAAUGUCACCAGUUCAAGAGUGCGACAGUGGACGAACGCUGGAAACUCGUUCAGCAGGAGGGGCUGUGUCGCACAUGCCUGAACAGCCACGGCAAGUGGCCGUGCCGCUCUUGGAAUGGGUGUGGCAUUGAAGGGUGUCGCCAAAGGCACAAUACUCUUCUCCACACCUCCUCUCCGUUGCCCGAAAAUGUAGGAAUGUCUGCGAGCCACGUGUCGUCAGAGGAUUGCAAGUGGCCGCUCUUCCGCAUCGUUCCAGUCGUUCUCUUCAGCGACGGUUUCUCUAAAACAAUUUUCGCCUUCAUCGAUGAGGGUUCUUCCUACACUCUACUGGAGGAGUCCGUUGCGAAGCAGCUUGGGGCCAAUGGUCAGCUAGAACCACUAACCCUUCAGUGGACCGGGAACGUGAAGCGAAAAGAACCCACAUCACAGCGCGUACAGCUUGAGAUCUGCGGCAAAGGUAGUACCGCCCGGCAUAAGUUGAUUGAUGCUCGCACGAUUUGGCGAAACGAUUUCCUCACCUGCGAGGGUCUUCCGCUAGAAGACUACGAGCUCGUCCAACCCAAGUUGUUGAUAGGGCUGGACAAUCUACGGUUGUGUGUUCCGUUGAAGCUGCGUGAAGGGGGACCAAGAGAUCCAAUCGGUGCAAAGUGUAGGCUGGGUUGGAGCAUCUAUGGCUGCAUUCCUGGUCAACCAUUUCGUACGGCCAUCGUUAGCUUCCAUGUCGGUGCAGUUUCGGACGCUGAUCGCGAGCUAAACGAGCAGCUUCGUGAUUAUUUCACCUUGGAGAAUGUGGGCGUAUCGGGGACAAGUAGUAUUCCGGAAUCCGAGGAAGAGAAGCGAGCCCAAAAGCUCCUGACGGAUACGACACGACGGGUGCCGGUCGGAUCCGGCUAUGAAACCGGACUGUUGUGGAGAACCGAUAACCCCAGUUUUCCUGACAGCUACCCCAUGGCCGUACGUCGUUUGGAAGCGCUGGAGCGGAAACUUGUCAGCAAACCGGAGCUGGAGCGUCGUGUGCGAGAACAAAUCGUGGAAUAUGUGCAUAAGGGGUACGCGCACAAAGCUAGUCUAUCCGAAUUGACUUCAGUCGAUGCAGAACGGGUGUGGUACCUACCCCUAGGAGCUGUUACUACCCCGAGGAAGCCUGGGAAAGUACGUCUUAUCUGGGAUGCUGCGGCGAAGGUGGGCAACGUGUCCUUCAACUCCAAGUUACUCAAGGGUCCCGACUUGCUAACGCCUCUUCCGAAGGUUCUUAGCCAGUUUCGCCAAUUCCCCAUCGCCGUUUGUGGGGACAUAAUGGAGAUGUUCCAUCAAAUAAGGAUACGCACUCCCGACAACCAGUCCCAACGAUUCCUAUUCCGCAACAGCCCAGCGGAUCACCCUGAUGUGUACGUGAUGGACGUCGCAACAUUUGGCUCCACGUGCUCUCCGGCCUCUGCACAGUACAUAAAGAACCUCAACGCCGAGGAACAUUCUGGGGAGUAUCCGCGAGCAGCAGCUGCAGUCAUGAACAAACACUAUGUGGACGACUACUUGGAUAGCUUUGAGACCGUCCAGGAAGCGAUUUCGGUAGUCAACGAGGUGAAGCUUGUGCAUUCCAAGGGUGGAUUUACACUGCGGCACUUCUCAUCCAACGAAGCGAAAGUUCUGGAGGGAAUCGGAGCAAGUUCGGACUGCGAGCCAAAAAGUUUGGACUUGGAGCGAGGAGAGAAGUCAGAAUCAGUGCUGGGCAUGCAGUGGAUUCCUCACGAAGAUGUGUUUGUGUACGCUUUAGGCCUGCGAGAAGACCUGCAGUACAUACUCGCCGAAAACCACGUUCCCACCAAACGUGAAAUUGCAAGAGUGGUGAUGAGCUUGUUCGAUCCCCUCGGGUUCAUCUCGUUUUUUCUCGUGCACGGUAAAAUCUUGCUGCAGGAUGUGUGGGCGAAAGGAACGGAGUGGGAUCAACAGAUUCCCGACGACAUUACAGGCCGGUGGCAGCGAUGGUCGAGUCUCUUUAAUCAACUGGUCCAAAUUCGCAUUCCUCGGUGCUAUUUUCCCGCGCCCUUUCCACCAAGUCUUGACAGGCUUCAGCUUCACCUGUUCGUCGAUGCUAGCGAGUCGGCAUACGCCUCUGUUGCGUAUUUCCGAUUAGAAACUGAAAGCGGCGUACAAGUGGCACUUGUCGGCGCAAAGACCAAAGUAGCUCCCGUGAAAACAAUCUCGAUCCCUAGACUCGAACUGAAGGCGGCCAUCCUAGGAGUACGCCUGCUGGAGACCAUACAGAACCAGCACGAGUUUUCAAUUCAUCGUCGAUAUUGCUGGACCGAUUCUGGAACAGUCCUUGCGUGGAUUCGCUCCAAGGAUCACAGGCGUUUCCACAAAUUCGUCGCUGUCCGUGUCGGCGAAAUCCUAAGUUCAACGGAGCAAACUGAAUGGAAAUGGGUGCCGACGAAGCUUAACGUAGCCGACUUAGCUACCAAGUGGGGUGCCGGACCACACUUAGCAAUGGAUAGUCCUUGGUUUCAAGGACCAAACUUUCUUCGCGAUACCGAAGAUAGCUGGCCGAAACAACGGCAGAUUACGCCAACGUCAGAAGAACUGCGGACUGUCCACUUUAACUUCGCUCACUUCGAUCCAAUCUUUGAUUUUUCUCGCUUCAAUUCAUGGGCAAAACUACACCGCUCAGUGGCCUACACACUACGGUUUCCUGACAACGUCAAGCGGAAGAAGAGUGGUUAUACUCUAGAGCUCGGAGUACUAACUAGUGCCGAACUGCAGCGCGCCGAAGAACUUCUCUGGAAAACCGCACAAACCGAAGCAUACCCUAAUGAAGUUGCAACUCUUAUGAAAUCGCACGGUCCCCCCGAACUCCGUCACAACGUAGUAGAGAAGUCCAGCGGUAUCUACACCAAGUGGCCAUACAUUGAUGAGAGAGGAGUCUUGCGCAGUCGUGGCCGAAUCGGAGCCGCACCGUACACACCGUUGGAAGCAAAAUAUCCAGUAAUUCUACCAAAACAGCACAUAAUCACGUUUCUGAUUGUCGAUUGGUACCAUCGUCGAUUUCGUCACGCCAAUCGAGAGACAAUCGUGAAUGAAAUUCGCCAACGCUUUGACAUCCCGACAUUGAGACGACUGGUCGAUCAAGUUGCGAAGAACUGCGCAUGGUGUCGCAUUGCAAAGGCGGCCCCAAAACCACCAGCGAUGGCACCGCUCCCAGAAAUACGGUUGACUGCCUUCGUUCAACCGUUCGCGUCCACCGGGCUAGACUACUUCGGCCCAGUUCUGGUCAAGGUAGGCCGAAGCAAUGUUAAACGUUGGGUGGCACUGUUUACCUGCCUGACCACCAGGGCUAUUCACUUGGAAGUGGUGUACUCUUUGAGCACAGAGUCCUGUAUCAUGGCGGUACAACGUUUCGUCUCUCGUCGUGGUCUUCCGAGAGAAUUCUGGACCGACAAUGCCACGUGUUUCCAAGGAACAAGUAACGAACUACAGAGACUCUCCGAGACAACGAGGAAGGCCAUGGUAGAGAAGUUUACAACACCGCAGACAGUGUGGAAGUUCAUCCCUCCUGCAACGCCGCACAUGGGUGGGGUGUGGGAGAGACUCGUUCGAUCAGUCAAGGUGGCAAUCGGAGCGAUAAUAGAAGGACCACGUAGACCGGACGAAGAAACGCUGGAAACGAUUCUGCUAGAAGUGGAAGCAAUGAUUAACUCCAGACCGCUAACCUACGUUCCGCUCGAAUCUGCAGACGAUGAGGCUCUGACGCCCAAUCAUUUUCUGCUGGGUAACUCGUCUGGUUCCAAAUUCCUUCCUUUAGAAGCAGUAGAUUGUCGCUCAACACUUCGAAGCAGCUGGAAGCUAGCCAGAUACAUUACCCACGAAUUCUGGAACCGAUGGCUAAAAGAGUACCUUCCUGUCAUCACGCGAAGAUGCAAAUGGUUUCAGGACGUGAAGGACAUCGAGGUUGGAGACUUAGUAUUUGUCGUCAACGGGAAGCUGAAAAACCAGUGGGUUCGAGGACGAGUCACGGAAGUCUACGCUGGGCGAGAUGGUAGAGUACGACAGGCGUUAGUGCAAACGUCUACGGGGGUCAUCCGAAGAGCAGUCGUCAAUCUAGCUGUACUGGAUGUCUUGGACAAGGGUAAACCUAGAUCAGAUACGCCUAGAGUUCCGGAUCCACAACUAGGUUUACGGGGAGGGUACGAGAAGUACGACACAAGUACGAUACACAAUUACGACAAGCACGACACAAGUACGACAAGUGCGACACAGGAUGACAAAUUCGACACAAGUACGACACAAGUACGACACAAGUACGACUCAAGUAAGACACGAGUACGACAAGUACGACAUAAUUACGACAAGUACGACACAAUUACGACAAGUACGACUCAAGUAAGACAAGUACGACAAGUACGACACAAGUACGACAAGUACGACACGAGUACGACACGAGUACGACACAAGUACGACACAAGUGUGGCUCCAUGGUCGUGUGGCUAG
Aedes albopictus (Asian tiger mosquito) is the source of this 6942-nucleotide messenger RNA. RefSeq lists its product as uncharacterized. Gene Ontology annotation, biological process: DNA integration. The record is from RefSeq and is a predicted model, not a curated record. The transcript is spliced from 3 exons. Lineage: Eukaryota; Metazoa; Arthropoda; Insecta; Diptera; Culicidae. Gene Ontology annotation, molecular function: nucleic acid binding; zinc ion binding. The coding region runs from base 832 to 6942 and encodes 2036 amino acids.